AUGUCGAAACCAAAAAAUGAACAACCACAAGAAGUCAAAGAUAGUAAGAUUGGUGUGGAAAAAACACUAAGAAUUAAUAAGACUUUGAAACCCUCUUUAAUGGCGGUUGACGAACGUGAACCAUAUCAACCACCGCAAGAUGUCAAUAAUGACAAAAAAGGAUCAACCAUAAAGGAAACUGUUAAUAAAGCAUUUUCUGGUCUUCAACUAGAUAAAGACGUUCACAGUGAACUACGAGGUCCUCAUGGAUCCGAUCAUCAACAAGCAAGUGGAUGGGCUCUAGGUGCCGACAGAAGUCAACAGGGUGAUAUAAACCUUCCUUAUACCGAAUGA
Cetraspora pellucida is the source of this 333-nucleotide messenger RNA. The record is from the annotation of a GenBank genome assembly. NCBI's taxonomy places the organism in Eukaryota, Fungi, Glomeromycota, Glomeromycetes, Diversisporales, Gigasporaceae.